Messenger RNA from Puntigrus tetrazona (Sumatra barb), 1095 nucleotides. RefSeq lists its product as uncharacterized. The record is from RefSeq and is a predicted model, not a curated record. NCBI's taxonomy places the organism in Eukaryota, Metazoa, Chordata, Actinopteri, Cypriniformes, Cyprinidae. Bases 141 to 938 code for a protein of 265 amino acids. The transcript has 6 exons.
GCGCAAGUAAGACGAAAUCAAUCUGGCAUCUGACGGACGAUGGGAUGAAUGUGGAGGUGAAGGUUUUGAGAUCUGCUCGAAAAGAAGUUUUCCUGGCACCUCUCUGACUCAAGUGAAUACAGUGAGAGGAGUUUGAAAAGAUGGAUUGCGAUCGUGAGGACGAACACGGUGGCCGGUCACCGAGCGGCUCGAAAUCCAACUUAUGUGAAAACGAGCAGCAAAAUAAUUUAGUUCUUAGUACAUCAAGUUUCCAACACGCUGAGUCGUCUGAUGUAAAAGACUCGGAAUCGACUAGAACGUGUCUAAAUGAACUAUCACCAACUGAUGACGUUUCUGAGAAGGAAAACUUAUGUCUUAUUUCCCCUCUUAGCAAAUCAAAACCACUAGCAUUUGAUGUGCAUAUCAAAGAAGACCCAGCAGAUGUGAAAAAGCCAUUUCAGGAUGCUCUAAACCCACCCGGCAGUGACUUCGGCGAUGCUUUUCCCGUCUGCGUUCAGCUGCCCGCAAGUCAUCUUAAAAAGUCACAUAUCACCGCUUAUAAAACAACACACCGUCAUCAUCGCAAAAUCAGCCAGUCCUCCGCCUCCACACUGAGCCGUUUGAGCCUGAAAGCCCCUGCUGAAGACCUGUGUGCAUCCUUUUUGUUGGCAUGUUUGUAUUGCAAGUUUUGGGAUUGUGUGCUGGCCGUUGGUGACGGAUGUCAAUACUGCGUGGCCUCUAUUUGUUCGUCCUUCUGCUCUAACGCAUGCUGCUGCGACCCUUCCAGUCUGGAGGACUUUAUAGAUUUUUGCCCAUGUUGCAGCUGCACUGAAUACAUGGAGGCAUGCGGCUGCAGUUGUGGAGAAAACGCUUUCGACUGCUCCAUUUGUGAUCUCUGUCUACAGACGACGGAGUGUCUGGAACUAGGCAUGGAACUCUCUCAGCUUCUGUUUCACUAGCUGCUCACGACAUCUCACGCUCAUUCAUAUACUGCUUAUGACAUUCACAAAUGUUAUGUGCUGAUUAUACAAGCAUGUAAAUCUGCUGGUUGAUUGUGGCUGUGAUACUGCACGCCUGCAUUUGAGGAAAAAAAAUAAAUCACAUGCUGUGAUCUGA